Molecule: messenger RNA, 2251 nt
Organism: Trichoplusia ni (cabbage looper)
Lineage: Eukaryota; Metazoa; Arthropoda; Insecta; Lepidoptera; Noctuidae
Product: TNF receptor-associated factor 6-like
Exons: 7
Coding region: 107-1360 (417 amino acids)
Biological process (GO): tumor necrosis factor-mediated signaling pathway; regulation of canonical NF-kappaB signal transduction; positive regulation of JNK cascade
Cellular component (GO): plasma membrane signaling receptor complex
Molecular function (GO): protein binding; zinc ion binding
Source: RefSeq, a predicted model, not a curated record
CACCUGUUCUGUCAUUUACAUGAUGUUUUGGUGGCAGUUUGGCACUUGUGCUUAAAAUAAAAUACUGUGAAAUAACCGUUUUUCUAGAUAAUCAAGUUUAUAAAUAAUGGAUCGCGGCAGAAGUAAAGAUGCUUCAGAGGGCAUUGCGCCAAUGGGCAUACAAGCCCUUAAUGAGACAGUUCUCAGCAAUCAGCCUGAAUCUCGUUACGAGUGCCCGGUGUGUCUCAACUGGCUAAGAGAUCCCGUCAUCACCACCUGUGGACACAAGUUCUGUAAAAGCUGUAUCACUUCAUGGCUUCAGAACAGCGGCCACUGCCCCAUAGACAACAUAAACCUAAGCAUGAAGGUUGACAUAUUUCCAGACAACUACACUAAACGAGAAAUACAAGAGCAAAGAAUGAAUUGUCCAUUCUCCACUAAAGGAUGUACAGUCAAAGUGACACCUCUAGACUUGGAUUCCCACAUAGCAGCGUGUGAAUACAAUCAGCCUGAGACAUCCACGCAGCCAGAGGUGACGGUACCAUGCUCCUUCCAAGCAGUCGGCUGUAAGGAUAUGUUUAACAGUCAGGAGGAGAUGAACAGACAUGUGGAAACUGAUGUUCAGAAGCAUAUGAGUCUUUUAAUGAAUGCAUACUCUGAGAUGAAAAUCAACAACGAUAUGUCUAGCGCCAGUAUGGAUGCGAAAGAGCAGGAAGCAAUGACGUUGUGGGAGGCGCCAGACAAAGACGGCAAUACUACCGCUGCGGCACCACUUAAUAACACCAGUGCUCUUAUCAGAGCCCUCUAUGAACGAGUAGUCGUACUAGAACAGAGAAACCGAGAACAGGACAUAGUCAUAGCGAACAUGUCUAAACAACUAUCCGCCUUCGCCGUAGCCAAGAUGAAACAGAACAACGACAUGCUACUGCGAUACUGUAUGGGGAACUAUGUUUGGAAGAUCGAUAACUUUCAGGCGAGAUUAGCAGCCAUGGUGAAAGAUCAUUACAAGAUGCUGUACAGCCCCGGGUUUUAUACCUCCCCUAAUGGUUACAGAUUCUGCGUCCGCCUCAACAUAUCACCUCAAAACCCGCACUGCUUCGCGCUACACGUGCACUUAAUGAAGACCGAAAACGACGACUGUCUCGAAUGGCCGUUCAACGGUCGCAUCUCCUUCGCAAUGAUCAACCAAUACAACCCAGAGCUCACACAGAAAGACACCAUGAUGUCCAACUCGACGCUGACAGCGUUCAGGAAGCCGACAACGGAGAUAUGUGUUAGAGGUUUCGGGUAUACGGAAUACGCAGUAGUAGCUGAAGUUGUAAGGAGCGGGUUUGUUAAAGGCGAUACCCUUAUUGUGAGGGUCAAUAUCAGAUGUGUAUGACAGGACGAGUAAGUUUUUCGUUCGUUUUGUGAUUUUUAGAUCAUGUUUUGUGUACUGAAAAGUAUUUUUUUUUAUUUAUUGCUUGUAUUCGUUAUUUUAAGUCAUAAAUGGAAGAUGGUAGCAAUAAUGUUAACUUUGCAAUCGUGUUAAAGCAAUGAUCUGAAUCUUCAUGAAGGCAAUGUAUUAUAAUGUUAAACAGAGAUAACGUUUUAAUACGUAAUAGAAAUUAUACAUAGAAGUUUAAGCAAUGCCAUAAAAUAAUCUUGUUAAUCUCGUGCAAUACAUUCCGUCCCGAAACUCCGAAAAAAGCUAUUAUGUACCUACUUAUUUUUUUAUGUGAAUAACAAUAAUUAAAAUGGUAAUGAAGUAAUUUUUAAAUAAAAUCAUGUAUUAAUUUAAGAAGAAUGGUCUGAAUAGUAAUUGAUAUAUUCUUUAGUAUUGUAUACAGUAUUAUUGUAAAUACUCUCCGUCCAACUUUCGUAAGAGUAGAAUUACGAGACUAAAAAUGACUUACACUACAUAAAAUUGAAUUGAAAUAUGAGGUAGUAAGUUUUUAAUUUAACAUAUUAUAUUAGUACGUAUUUAAAUACCAAAUUAGUAUAGGCUGGCACGUUAUCAUAUACAUUUUGUAGAGAAGUAACUUAAUCAUAGAAUUAUUGUAUUUUUUUUAUUCUUAAAAUAGGAAAUUGUAUUUACAUUAGAUCUUAUAUCAUAGUAUUAGAAUAAGUAACUGUUCCCGUCCAAGCCCCAGAGAUGUAUGUUUAAGAAAUUAUUGAUAGUUCUUUUAUUGUUUCGAUUUAUCAUGUAUAGUUUAUGAUCUGAAUGCAUAAGUUUAAAAUAAUAGUAUUACAUAUUUCUCAACAUUUUUUUAAAUAAGAAUGAAUCCGUACA